Molecule: messenger RNA, 453 nt
Organism: Nematolebias whitei (Rio pearlfish)
Lineage: Eukaryota; Metazoa; Chordata; Actinopteri; Cyprinodontiformes; Rivulidae
Product: fatty acid-binding protein, liver
Exons: 4
Coding region: 1-381 (126 amino acids)
Biological process (GO): fatty acid transport
Cellular component (GO): nucleus; cytosol
Molecular function (GO): fatty acid binding
Source: RefSeq, a predicted model, not a curated record
AUGGACUUCACCGGCACCUGGAAGGUUUAUUCUGAGGAGAACCUGGACGAGUUUCUCAAAGUCGUCGGAGCUCCAGAGAUGGUUGUGAAGAUGCGUAAAGACGUGAAGCCGGUGAUGGUGAUCGAGCAGAACGGGAAAGACUUCAGGUUCACGAUGAAGACUCCGUUCUUCAGCCGAGUCAACUCCUUCACCCUCGGCAAGGAGGCGGAAAUCUCCUGCCUGGACGGCAGGAAGCUGAAGUGCACGGUCAGGGAGGAGGACGGGAAGCUGGUUUCUGAGACCGACAGGUUCACGUCUGUCCGGGAGAUCCAGGGGGACGAGAUGAUCGAGACGACCACCGCUGGUUCUGUGACCUUCAUCAGCAGAAGCAAACGGGUCUGACCAGAACCGAGAGGUUGGUGAGGAAGAGCCCACGUGGAAAUGAUUUAACGCUGUUUAAUGAAGCGACUUAAU